Molecule: messenger RNA, 5700 nt
Organism: Xenopus laevis (African clawed frog)
Lineage: Eukaryota; Metazoa; Chordata; Amphibia; Anura; Pipidae
Gene: elovl4.S
Product: ELOVL fatty acid elongase 4 S homeolog
Exons: 6
Coding region: 223-1230 (335 amino acids)
Biological process (GO): very long-chain fatty acid biosynthetic process; fatty acid elongation, monounsaturated fatty acid; long-chain fatty-acyl-CoA biosynthetic process
Cellular component (GO): endoplasmic reticulum membrane; membrane; endoplasmic reticulum
Molecular function (GO): fatty acid elongase activity
Source: RefSeq, a predicted model, not a curated record
GAACGGCAUCGCGGGUGCUUGUCAGCUGUCACUUGGCAGAGAGGUGGCGCAGUUUUUCUUUCUCCGCCAUCAUCUGAUGACCCCGUUACCUUUACAGCUACAAUACGCCAUGUCACGCACGGCUGCCGGCUGUCAUUGACUAUUCUGAGCGCUAUCGCGGGAGAAGGAAAAUCGGGAUCUUUGUUUGGUGUGAGCUGGGCACCGCUUGUCCAAAGAAAAACGAUGUUGAACCCCGUGUCUGAUGUUAUCCAGCGAACGCUGCGACUGUAUGACUGGUGCCUCAGCAUCUCAGAUAAACGUGUUGAAAAAUGGCCGCUGAUGCAGUCUCCUUUGCCUACACUGGCAAUAAGUACAGUCUAUCUCCUUGUUGUCUGGCUGGGCCCAGUGUUUAUGAAGAAUAGAGAACCCUUCCGGUUACGCUACCUGCUGAUUGCUUACAACUUUGGGAUGGUUAUCCUGAAUUUCUUCAUAUUUAAAGAGCUGUUUCUUGGUGCAAAAGCUGCUGGAUAUAGUUAUAUAUGCCAAACUGUUGAUUAUUCAGAUGAUGAAAAUGAAGUCAGGGUGGCCUCAGCUCUCUGGUGGUACUACGUUUCAAAAGGAGUGGAAUAUUUUGACACAGUAUUUUUCAUACUAAGGAAAAAAUUUAACCAAAUUAGUUUUUUGCACGUAUAUCACCACUGCACAAUGUUCACACUUUGGUGGAUCGGAAUCAAGUGGGUUGCCGGAGGACAAUCAUUUUUUGGAGCACACAUGAAUGCCCUGAUCCAUGUUGUGAUGUACUUAUACUAUGGGUUGGCUGCCUGUGGACCACAUCUACAGAAGUAUUUAUGGUGGAAACGCUAUCUGACAAUAUUGCAACUGGUUCAAUUCCAUGUGACAAUCGGACAUACAGCUUUAUCACUGUACAUUGAUUGUCCAUUUCCCAAGUGGAUGCAUUGGGCUCUGAUUGUAUAUGCCAUCACUUUUAUUAUUCUUUUUGCUAACUUCUACUAUCGGACAUACAAUGCUCCCAAAGCAGCAACUAAAAGCGGGAAAUCACUCACAAAUGGAAAGACCUCUGUUAAUGGCAAGUCCUCCAUGAAUGGCAAGUCCCCCGUGAAUGGAAAGUCCCAAAUGAAUGGAAAAUCGUUAAUGAAUGGAGCAGUUAAUGGAGCUGUAAGCAAGCAAGAUUAUAAAGUUGGGCAAGAAAAUGGUCGUAAAAGGAGAAAAGGAAGAGCCAAGCGAGAAUAGGAAACACAAAGCCUUUAAACUGCUAUGUGGAACCUCAAACCUAGGGUGUGGCACUCCUUUAUCUUAAAUAGGCAUAAGGCAUACAGUUAUUUCUAAUUACGUAGAUCAGGUCUGACACAGCAAUUCAAAACCUAUUUAGGUAAAAGUAUUUGCUGGCGUUAUUUCUCAUGUAAUUAUUGUGACGCUGGCACUACCCCUUACCCAGCGAUUAAGCUCUAAUUAGGAAUAUUCUAUUUUUAACAUUUCUCUGAACAAAGACAUGGAUUUGAAGAAGAGUCCCUUUUUGGCUUUCAAGCAGUCAGGGAGAUACUGGUGAAUAAUCUAUAGCAGAAGGAUUUCUGGAACCAGCAAUUUGGAGGAUUAAAUGGGAGGCAGAAAUCACUGGAAGCAAAGUCUCCUAAUCUUUUAUUAUGCCAAAAUAUUAUGGCACAUUUGCCUCAUUUAGUCAUAGUGAAAGUUGCAAUUAUGUCUAAUUGCCGUAAUUAUGCAAAAACAAGAAGGUGGUAUUUUAUCCUACAGCGUCUACUAGUGUCUAGAACAGACAUAAAGCAACAUUAGUAAUGGCAAAACUAUGAUAGAAUUAUUAACCCCAUGAUGUCUAACUGUUUUUCUACCCUGUAGGAAUUGAUUGUUGAGUGGCUUGUCUGUGAAACGUCCUGCAACCGACCAGAUUUUAGCUUAUAACAUUUAACAGCCAUUAGCAAGUAAAUUCGAACAAACAGUUUGAUAUGCGCUUCCGUUUAAAAAAUGAAAUAAAUAAAUAAAAAUAAAAAUAAUAAUAAUAAAUACACCAACUUUCAGUAUCCCCCAAUUGUCCCAAAGUUUCCCUAUAGUCCACCAAGGUCCGGAGCCGAAGAUGGUAACCCAGAAACCGCUUCCACAACUGGCGAUCGCUUCUAAACCUUAAAACACAGAAGAAACAAAAACCGCACCAAUGUGAAAAACUUCCAAAGCCAGUAUCAAGGCCCUGCUCUGGUUACUACUCACAGGAUUUCCCGGACACGGCUUUCACACAAGAACAGAUCUGCGGUGAGGUAAGUCUCAGCUUGUCCUCCUAUGCGAUGCCGCUAGUAUACUUCACAAUUUCACGGUCCUGUGCGCUCGCUAUCUCUGCGAUUCUGUUCCUGAGCGUUCAAGUUGAUUUGUAUCCCACAGUCUUGGCGUCCUUUCAUACACUUCCCAGGUCAGUCAGGGUCAGGCACUCACGGGUUGAUCAAAGGAUUGGGAAUGCCUUGUGCUUGCCUCCACCCAUUGUAUGUGCAUUUGAUUGCAAUCAAAUGCACAUACAAUGGGUGGAGGCAAGCACAAGGUUUAGAAGCGAUCGCCAGUUGUGGAAGCGGUUUCUGGGUUACCAUCUUCGGCUCCGGACCUUGGUGGACUAUAGGGAAACUUUGGGACAAUUGGGGGAUACUGAAAGUCGGUGUAUUUAUUAUUAUUAUUUUUAUUUUUAUUUAUUUAUUUCAUUUUUUAAACGGAAGCGCAUAUCAAACUGUUUGUUCGAAUUCGAUUUUUGGGGUGGAAUCCCUUUGUAUUUUGCACAUCCGAAGUCUACUACAUUUUUGCGCAAGAUUUAAACCAUUGUCUAUUAGCAAGUAAAUGUCCACUGUAUCACUUUUUGGCACAUAUCAGUCUAGCAUUUUUUUAGGGAUACCAAGCUUAAAACAUAUGUUGCUCUUUUAUGAGAAACGAUAACUGUAACAUACAGAAUGUAUGCUCAUAUGUAUCAAUACCUUGCUAUGAACUAAAGAACUGUAUAUAAAGUUUCAGGUGCAGUUUUUGCUCGGGGUAGGGAAUUUCCUACUUUAUUAUAGUUACUUUUAGUAUGACAAGAGAAAAAAAGUGAAUAAAAAACGUCCUUACACAGAAAACCAGGCACAUACCAGUAUAUCCUAACCCUUAGGUUUUCUUUUAGCUGCAUGUUGCUUUGUGAAUAUAACAUACUGACUGCUUUCCAUUUACGAACUGCUUCUUGCAAUUUAAACAAACAUCUUGCAUUGCACACAUAGUUGUGAAUGAUUGCACACUUCCAAUAUGCAUCAAACCUGUCAUUCUUUUGACUUUGUACAUAGUGGAAUGUAAUUGAAUAACCCCUGCAGCUUUUCAGUUGUUUCCAAAUGAAUAGGUUAAUGAUUUCUAAUAGAAGAGCGCAUGAUUAUAUGUAUUCUAUGGAAAUUUAAACUUAAAAAUGGGAGUGAUACGCAUUUCCAUGUUUAGCAACAUGCUCAGACAACAGUAAUUUGGAAUAAUCAGUGAUCUGUAUACAUGGAAUACAAUGCAUUUAAAGCAUUGUAUGAAAGAGCGUCUUGCAACUAAUUGGCUUCUUGUUAAAAUGUAAAGCUAGACAACCCUCCUUAAGCUUCAGUUUUACAACUAAUUAUUUAAUUGCAGUGUAUUGAAUAAAGUCAUGGCAUGCACCAAGAAUCUAUGCCUGCCAGUAGGGGUGUAUCUUCACAGCCCAUGCAAGAAAAAUUUCUGGGCCCCCUCCACCUUGUACACAUCCUGGGAGGGUCCAGCCCACAGUCCCAGAGUCCUGCUUGAUGCAUACAACCUGCCAGGAAUGGCCUCCUCUGCAACCUAACCCCUUAGUUAUUUGCAGAGGAUUAAAGGUAAAUAGUUCCACGUGCAUGUGUCAACCCAUAGGUCAUGGGCUAAUGGAGCAUUGGCUCCCCUGCUCUUAGCCUGCGUGUUUUUUCAGGCUGAGAGAAGUGAAUCCUCUCAGUGCCCCAGCUCCAUACAGCUGUACCACUGCCGCUUGCAUGCAGUUACACAAUGCAGAUAAGAGGUCAGCCCAAAUAUGUAAAAGGCAAUUUCAGGCUGAUCUCCACUCUACUACAUGCAAGGGGGAUGCAGUUAAAAUGAAUGGAGCAUAUCUGCUUUUUUCAGCCUGAAAAAAUUAAGGUGGGUUGAGCAAAUGCUCCAUUAGCCCGUGGCCUUAUGAUAUGCAGAACCUACUCUGUUAGAGAACUUGACUUCUUUAAUGGCUAAAAACACUGAAUUAUAUUAAAAUAACAGUGAAGCUCUGAUGCCUCCUUUAAAUUUGAGGUAUUUGUUUUAUGUUAAUUGCACACAUUGGUACUGGUCAAAAUGCAGUGUUCCAUAGUUCCAGGUACUCCCUGGCUUUACUCUCCAGUAGAUUAUUUUGUUGCUCAAUGGCAGGGGACAGAAUUCUCAAAAUUGUCCCCAUUCAUUUUGAAUGGGAGUCGCAUGCAAGUGCCUGUUGUAGAAAAUUGACAAUUGCUUAUCUCUUAAAAAUGUGACAAAUAUGGGCAAUAUGCACCCAUCACUUGAAGACCGCUCCUAUCAAGAGUGAAUGGGUGACAAUUUUUUUGUGUUGUGUCCCCCUAACCUUGGAGCUACAGAAUACUCUGGCCACAAGCCAGUUGAAAACAGACUUUCAGCACUCCCAUAGCUCUCCCUCUGACUGACUUCUCUUUCCCACUGCAACUGUAAACAUGGAGUACUUUGGAGAAUUUUCACCACUACUUGGAAAACAAUGGCAGUUGAAAUGCCCCUAUCUGUAGUUCCGUAAACAGGUAACUGUAACUGUAUGGACGUCUCUGGCACUAUUGUGUUUCAGAACAUCGACUGGAGAGGAAGUUGGUGGUAAAGCUGAAAUUUGAAAAAAAAAAAUGAAAGCAAAGUACUCAUUUUUAUUGGUGCAGAAUUCAAAUUCAGGACUUUUGUUGUAGUUUGAACCCAGCAUACACUUACACCCAGAAAAGAAGGAAGGCGAUGUUGGUGGAACACCAAUGGUAUGUUAAAAACAAGCAUGUUUGCAACAUAUUAGACACUGGGCUGAUGGCUUUUAGUUGCUCUUAGCAUAAUAAUGGCAUAGGACAAAUGCUGGACCAGACAGAGGAUGCAUCUUUAUCUGCUUAAUUCCUGACUUUUGCAGUGGCUGCACUCAUUGUGGCAAUCAAUCUCUUUAUGUCUUGCAAAAAAAGUCUGCCAUGUUGGGUUCUGACAUAACUAUGCAACGUUUAUAUGAACAUUAUUCCUUUUCCCCACUGUCAUUAGCUGAUGUGAUUUACUGAUGUAUCAAUUCUGCCCUCCAGAAUCACCAAAAUGAUUUUUGAAGUCAAACUCCUAUAAUGCUGAAGCCAAAACCCUAAAAACUGAACAAAAAAAGCCAUACAAGGCAUUCUGUGUUUUUUGCAGUCAUAAUGUCUUUUAAGGCUAUUUCUUUUUGUCUUUUAAUAUAUAUAUGUUGAGAUUUUUGAAAAGUUUGUGACAUUAUUGACCAAUUCUCUUUAAAUGUAUUUAUCUUUAUGUUAUUUAUUUAUCUGAUCUGUGCUAUAACUUGUAUUGUCUUGUAUUAACCACUGAUCCAGUUUUGUUCUGCACACAUCAUUCUUGAAUGUUAAUGUAACAAUGUUGUACUCCCCUCUGGCAUGCAUGGGGUUAAAGGAUAAGCAUGAGCUCAUGUGUCCUUUCAAAAUGAAAUCAAUAAAAAUAUCAGACAUGUCUCAA